AUGGCGGCAGUUGGGAAAAAGGUGGUCAUCCCACCACCAGUGAUAAAGAAACCGGAUAUCGCGGUCAAGAAACCGUUGAUACCUGUUUCGCCGGCAGCGGGUGUCAAGAAACCGGGGGCGGCCAUCUAUCCAAAGAAACCAGGAGAUGGCGGUGCGAUGAAGCCGCCGAAGCCGAUACCGCUGUCGAAGAAGCUCCCGGGUGAAGAUCCCGGCCCCGCAGCAAAGAAAGAUUUCGUCAAACCAGCUCCGAAGCCAGUCGCCCUAGGGAAGGCCGGGGCAGCAGCCGCGGCGCCGAAAAAGGGCGUAUAUGGUGGAAAAGUUUCGGCGAAGAAGGACAACCUGCCCAAUUCUGUGGGCAAGGAGGCGAAUCCUGCUGCCCCGAAAGGCGUCGCAGGAGCGAAAACAGUUGCGAAAAAGGCCGCUGACCCAAAGGCGAAGGCGGGAGCUUCGGACAAGAAAGAGGCCGCAUCCGCGAAGGGCUCCAGCGGCUGGGGUUUCUUUUCACGUCUCUUUCGGCGGAAACCGCAAAGGCCGGUCGAGACUGCCAAAUCUGCAGAGAAAAAACCUCCUCCCAAGUUCGAAGCUGUAAAACCUCGGAAAAUGGUCGGAAAGAAAUUUGGGCCGGCUGGUGCGGGAGACUCAAAGUUUCAGCCGCGGUUUGGCCAGGGGCCGGCACCGUCGCCGAGUCCGGCAGCCAAGGAGCUGCCCAAGACUGGCACAACCCCCCCACUAAAGAAAGCAUCAGAGGUGGCAGCCUCCCCCCCUGCGGCUCCGAAAGUUCUUGCUGGGCUGCCGCCGCUCAAGAAGCCCGCUAGUGAGGCUGCAGUUCCUGCAAAAGGGCCCGCCGUCCUUGCACUUGCACCGAAAAAGCCGCUUCCGACAAUCCAGCCGAAGAAGCUUCCUGGGGCACCGCUUUUGGACAAGAAAAUUGAAGUCAAAAAAGUUGAAAUUGUGCCCAAGAAACCGCUUGCUGCUCCAGAUGAGGCAGCAGAAAGUCUUAAGAAGCCCGCUGCAGCUCCUGCGCCCAAGCCUGAGCCAGCGGAGAAGAAAUCGCUUGUCGCAAAGAAGUCGCUCGCACCGAAGGGGGACGGACAGGCGAAGGAGGAAGGCAAGCGCCCUUCCGUUCCAGGCCUCUUGAAGCAGCGAGGGGACGGGCUCAAGGCAGGGCCGGCACCGAAGCGCACCCUUGCGGAGCUCUUGGGUCAAACGGCAGCCAAGGCUCCAUCCGGGGAUGAUUCGCCCAUAGACGAUUCUCUUUCUGUCAAAGUAAAAUCCUACUUCGAGCAGAACCCCGAAAGUAUUCCACAAGAUGACGAAACAUUGAAAGCGGCCGAGGUUUCUCAGAAUUUGAUCACGCAGGUUACGCAGGCUGUGGGGGCGUCCCCAUCGGAUCAAGAAGCUGUGAAGAAGGCAAUCAAGCUCGCCUUCAACUGCGACAUCGCGUCACGACGUCUGAGAGAUUUCCUUAAUGCCCGGUGGACCGGAAGUCGAGCAGAGUUGAUUGAAGGCAAGCUGGGGCCAGAGCCAGUUGCCAAAGAAGUACUGAAGGAUAACCCGAAAGUCCUGGAAGCUCGAGACUGGAUCGCUCUCGCGCAAGACAUAAAAGCAAGUGCUGUCGCCGUUCACAACGCUCUUGAGAGUCUGAAGAACGACAAGGCAAUCGCGUACAAAGAUCUUAUAGCGGGGCCUUUCGGGGAUGCCGCGAAAUUUGGAUCCCUGGCAAACCCUAUCAUCAGUUCGAUUCAAGCCAAGCAAGAGACAGCCGCACUGUCUUCCCGGAACCUUCUGAUUGAGCUCCAGUCAGUCGCCGCGCACCACCAAGCUGUGGCAGAUCUGCGUACGUAUCUCGAGAACGAGCCGGAGGUAUCCAGAGCCAUCAUAGACGCUCCGAAGUUUAAAGAGAAGCCAAAAGCAACAGCAGCGAAGCCUACAGCCGCUUCCACCACCAGGGCAUUUGCAGGUGGCGGCGCCGGGGCACGAACCGUAGCCGCGGGAGCUGCGCCUGCGGGCGUGGGUGCUGCAGGGCCAGCCUUCAUGGGUUUCCGCGGAUUCGUCGCGAAGCGCCAGGGGCUUGGAGCCCGUCGUGCAGAUACACCCGAGUCCCUGAAAGCACACGGGGAUAAGCUGUUUACCGAUGCAAUGUCAAAGAUCGCAGCGGCCUUGGGAGACAAGUAUAGCUACGCGAUUCUCGCCGGUGCCGCUCACGAGCUGGAAACACAGCUGACAAUUCCAAAAGGUACCUGCUGGCUGGCCGACAUCCUGCUUCCAAUGGAGAAAGAAGGGGACAUCUUCAGCCACCACCGCGUUCUCUCGUACAUGUUUGGAUUCUUUGAUUCCACGAGUUACGUACGCUUUCGCGAGUGCAGCAAGCUCACAUAUCGCGCCGUUGAAAUGGAUCUUGCCAAGCGGCUUUACCGCCUUCCCCUACAGGCUCAGCAGGAGCGGACAGACAUUGGAUACUUCUAUCAAAUAGUCAGUUUCUUCUGCCGCGUGGCCGCCCGCCUCUCACCACUGAAUCGCCUGCGGUAUGGCCUGACAGUGAACGCGCUGAAAGCCGCUGAGUGGAUGGUUCCCGUCACCCCAGACGCCAUGCGGAGUUCUCUGUUCGUAUCACUUGAUCGACUUCCGCACGAUAUGAUCAGCCUCAGGGAAGCCGAAAAGCCCUUGCCCCAUCUUUGGAAAAAGAGCCAGUCCAAAGGAGAUUCCAUUGGGAAGGCGACUUCGGCUGAGAUCAACCUAGCGGACUUCAUUUGGGAGUACCGGCAGCGGGUCACUGUGAAUCGAGACGAGAUCGUGUGGCAGCAGCCAGUGGACGAGCUCGAUGUAGGCGCGGUUUGCGCGCUCCUUCAGCAGGCAACUCCUGCGUCUAUGAUGCACGAGUGGAGGCGACAGUGA
Messenger RNA from Besnoitia besnoiti, 2895 nucleotides. RefSeq lists its product as uncharacterized. The record is from RefSeq and is a predicted model, not a curated record. The transcript has 9 exons. Lineage: Eukaryota; Apicomplexa; Conoidasida; Eucoccidiorida; Sarcocystidae. The coding region runs from base 1 to 2895 and encodes 964 amino acids.